Molecule: messenger RNA, 640 nt
Organism: Theobroma umbraticum
Lineage: Eukaryota; Viridiplantae; Streptophyta; Magnoliopsida; Malvales; Malvaceae
Gene: HB2
Product: hemoglobin 2
Molecular function (GO): heme binding; oxygen binding
Source: RefSeq, a predicted model, not a curated record
GGAAAGAAUUAUUUGGUAUUGGGAGAGAGAUGGCUUUCACUGAGAAGCAAGAAGCGUUGGUGAAGGAAUCAUGGGAGCUUUUGAAGCCAAACAUUCCCGAGAUGAGCUUGCGUUUCUUUACACUAAUUUUAGAGAUUGCACCGGCUGCAAAGAGGAUGUUUUCUUUUCUGAGAGACUCAGAGGAGAUACCGCAGAAUAAUCCCAAGCUCAAGGCUCAUGCUGUCAAGGUUUUCAAGAUGACAUGCGAGGCAGCCAUUCAACUUAGAGAGAAGGGGGAGGUGGUGGUGGCUGAUACAACUCUCAAGUAUCUAGGCUCUGUUCAUCUCAAGAAUGGCGUCAUUGGUCCCCAUUUUGAGGUGGUGAAAGAGGCACUUUUGAGAACAAUUAAAGAGGCAAUUGGAGAAGAGAAAUGCAGUGAUGAGAUGAGCAGUGCCUGGGGUGAAGCUUAUGAUCAGUUGGCUGCAGCUAUCAAGGCCGAGAUGAAGGAAGAGGUUGCUUAAUUUCCUUCCACCCAAAAGAAAAUGGUUUAGUGCCAACAUUAAGAAAGUUAUUGAACAAAUUGUUACUUUAAUGUCUAAAUCUAUUCAAUCCAUCAGCAAUUUUAUUAAUUUUGCUGCCUAAAUUAUUGUCCUUUUUCAUU